Molecule: messenger RNA, 3062 nt
Organism: Carcharodon carcharias (great white shark)
Lineage: Eukaryota; Metazoa; Chordata; Chondrichthyes; Lamniformes; Lamnidae
Gene: rad17
Product: RAD17 checkpoint clamp loader component
Exons: 17
Coding region: 183-2258 (691 amino acids)
Biological process (GO): mitotic DNA replication checkpoint signaling; DNA repair; DNA damage checkpoint signaling
Cellular component (GO): Rad17 RFC-like complex; nucleus
Molecular function (GO): DNA clamp loader activity; chromatin binding
Source: RefSeq, a predicted model, not a curated record
GGCGCCGGGAGAGAGGGAGGUCCCCAGCGAGCUGUUAGUGUUUUUAAAUCGGGCGGAGCUGAGUGAGACCUGGAGCAAGUUGGCGAUGAAAAGACGCGCCUGAUGGUCAGCUGAACUUGUGAGAAGUGACUUUAUUGUUGAAGGUGCAGAACGUAGCUCGCUUAUGACUAUCAGCAAAGUUGAUGAUGUCAAAAUCUUCUGUCAGCAGAAAGGUUGUUUCUGCGAAGGUGACAAACUGGGUGAGUCCGUCUUUUGAUGGUAUCAGCAACUCUACCUUACCAUUGACUGCAGACAAAAAACCAUCUAGCAAUUCAGGGUCAAGUAGUGGAGUUCAGAAAAUUCUUUGGACAGAAAGAGACAAAACAUUGCAGUCCUUCAUCUUAAACAACGCAAAGAGCCAAAAAAGAGCAAAAGUAUCUGAUGUGGAGCAGAUUUUUGAUCGCUGUAGACAAAACUCAUCUUCAAAUCCUAAUGAACCCUGGGUGGAUGAAUAUAGGCCUCAGACACAGAGUGAACUUGCAGUUCACAAGAAGAAAAUUGAAGAGGUUGAAAAUUGGCUAAAAGCCCACACAAUAGAGAGACAUCACCACCAGGGUGGUUCCAUCUUAUUACUAACUGGUGCUGCUGGCACUGGCAAGACUGCUACAAUACAAGUUCUUGUAAGGGAGCUGGGAAUUCAGCUACUGGAAUGGACAAACCCUUUAUCAGAGAACAAAUUUAAAAACCGUGAUGAAUUUAAAGACUACUUUAAUCCUGAACCAAGUUUUCAGGUAUACGUCAGCAAGUCACAGUCUAUACUAUUUCAAGAAUUUUUAUUACGAGCCAACAAAUACAAAAAGCUCCAGAUGAUGGGAGAUGGACUGGAGACAGACAAAAAACUGAUUCUUGUGGAAGAUAUUCCUAAUCAGUUUUAUAGAGAACCUUCAUGCAUGCAUGAUAUCUUGCGGCGGUUUCAGCAGACAGCAAGAUGUCCACUGGUGUUCAUAAUUUCUGACAGUGCAAGUGGGGACAGCGGCCACCGGUUACUCUUCCCUAAGGAUAUCCAGGAGGAAUUGGGUGUCUUUAAUAUCAGUUUUAAUCCUGUGGCUCCCACAAGCAUGUUGAAAGUUCUAAGUAGAAUAGCUUCUCAAGAGGCCAGUAAGAAUGAUGGGAAGACUAUUGUUCCUGACAAGACUGUGUUGGAGUUGCUCUGUAAAGGCAGUGCAGGAGAUAUCAGAACUGCAAUAAACAGCCUCCAGUUUACUUCAGUGAAAGGUUGCUCAUUGGAACAAAAUCAGACACAGAGCCAUAAAGGAAAAACGUUAGUCAAGGUGGGCACGUCUUCAAGAAGAAAAUAUAAAGAGAAAUCUUCAAAGGCAAAUGAAAAGGGAGGUGGCCUGGCCACCAUUGGAAGCAAGGACCAAUCUCUCUUCCUGUUUCGAGCUCUGGGAAAAAUAAUUUAUUGUAAACGAGAGCUACCUAAUGACUUGGAUUUGAAUCCAUUACCAAUCCAUUUAUCUGAGCAUGAGAGGGAUCCACUUCUGGUCAAUCCUGAGGAGGUGAUUGAGAAUUCACAUAUGUCUGAGGAAUUGUUCAAUCUUUAUCUUCACCAAAAUUAUCUUGAUUUCUUCAGUGACAUAGAGGAUAUUGUACGGGCUAGUGAAUAUCUAAGUGAUGCAGACUUCUUAACAGUAGAUUGGAAUCAUCGUUCAACUAUGCAGAAAUAUAGUGCAUCUGUGGCUGCACGAGGAUUAAUUCAUGCUAACAAAGCUCGAGCUCGGGCUAAUUGUAAAGGAGGAGCUGGUUUCAAACCUUUACACAAACCACAGUGGCUGUCAAUAAGUAAAAAGUAUAAAGAAAACUGUCUUGCAGCCAAAGGAUUUUUUUCACAUUUCUGUAUGGCCCCACUUUGCCUUCAGACUCAGCUAUUGCCAUAUCUUGCUCUGCUGACAAACCCCAUGAGAAGCCAAGCCCAAAUUAAUUUUAUCCAAGAUGUGGGAAGGUUUCCUUUCAAAAGAUAUUCUACUAGGUUAACGUUGGAAACUUUAACAGAUAAGGAUCCAGGUGUUCUGGAGUUAGAUAAUGAAGAAGAAUGUUCCCAGUCUCAGCUGUUAACACGUGACCAGGCAACAGCAACAUCAGAGACCCAGACAUUGUGUUCAACCAGCACUGCAAGCUUGUCUGGUGGAGACCUACCAAGUAGCCAACCACAACCGACCAUAACCCAAUCCUCUCUAGAAGAGGAGGAAUUAGUAAUCGAGGAAUAUGAUAGUGACUAAAGUGGAAAUUCUAUUCUGGUCUAAGUUAAGAGUCUAUAAAUAUUUAUUUUUUUAGAUUACUACAAAUCUGGUUAAGUAGUGGAUACAAAACAUUUUUCAUUAAUGAGUGUUGCUGGAACCACAGUAACUAGGAACAGUUUUUGAAAUUCUGUAUGUGUGAAAUUAAUGUUUGCCUGAGCACAGCCAGAGCUGUGGAACCAUUGGACAUCGUUCUAUAUCUCCAUUACUUAGCACACUAAGAUCUACUGAGACUUUGCAGAUUCUCAAAACCUAUUGGAAUCGUUUAUUUCAGUUAUUAUACCAAAGGAAUCUAUUUGUUAAGCAAGCUGUGUACAGAAAUUGAUUUUGACCAUAUAGUUUUGCUAAACGUUCACAGGUAUGCAAAAUAUUUUUUCUUAAUUUCAUCUUCAUUGAUGUCAAACAUAAUUUUGGCCUUAAUUUUACUGAGCCUGUUUACCAACAGUGCUCUGUAUUAAAGGUUUAUAGACUGUUUUUCAAAAAAUUCAAACCUAGAAGUGAAGAUGAAGUUACUGAAACAAAAUAUAAAUUAUAUUUAUACUUGACAAUGUUUUUGGUAAACAAAAGGCCAUAAACCCAUUGUACAGCAAUCUGAGCCUAAAAACACUGAAUUAUUUAUGCUGUAAUAUGAUGUACACUUUACCAUUUUAUUAGUUGUAGAAUUCACAAUAUUAGAGGUUCAUGGUACAUUGGGUUGCUCCAUUUUUAUAACUACGUUAUAAUUGAACACAAUAUUUGGUUUACUUUUAUUUUCUGUUUGUAAUAAACAAUUCUAAUUGCCUCGCA